This is a messenger RNA of Pecten maximus, 3799 nucleotides long. Its product is annotated as sodium channel and clathrin linker 1-like. Bases 136 to 2295 code for a protein of 719 amino acids. The transcript is spliced from 22 exons. Gene Ontology annotation, biological process: cilium assembly; clustering of voltage-gated sodium channels. Lineage: Eukaryota; Metazoa; Mollusca; Bivalvia; Pectinida; Pectinidae. The record is from RefSeq and is a predicted model, not a curated record. Gene Ontology annotation, cellular component: centriole.
CAAUGGCGGCAGAAUCGAGAAAAGCUGGACGUUGACAGAACAUUUCUUUGAAUUCCGUUCACUUUACACUGUAUAUCGAUGUAAACCUUCUGGAAAUUAUCGUGUAACUCAGGGUUUUCAGAGUAAAACUCAAAAAUGGAGUCCGAAGAGGUUGAAUUUUUGAAAGAUCAAGUUCAAAGGCUGAGUGCAUCUUUGUCAAAAUAUGUAUCUGGUACAUUGGAUGAUGCCCCUCUAGAGGGGCCACUUGCACAGGAGGGACCUACAGCACCAUGGCUGACUAAUCACAAUGUAUUAUCUCCCCUGAUUGCUGAAUACGACCAGCAGCUGAAUCAGUUACAACAGGAAGUGGAUCUCUAUAGAGAAGAAAUAGGUAACUUGAGGCCAGAAUUGGACAGAAUUGUAAGUGAAAACAACCUGCUGUCAGCUCAGCUGAAGGAGAAACUGGACAACCACCUGGCUGGUGUAUCUGUUGAUACAGAGGGCAGUGACUACAGUCCUACAACAGAAAAUGAGCAAGUCCUGCACAAUCUACAGACACAGGCUGACAGUGCCUUACAGGAAAAAGAAGCCGCAAUAUCUCGAUGGCAGGAGGCUGAUCAUGAAAUUGACAGACUGCAAAGGCAGCUUCAGAGCGAGAAAGACAGUCACCAGUGGAAGGUGGUGGAACAGCAGGCACACAAGAUGCAGACAGAGUAUUAUGAAACUGUGGGUGUCCUCAACAAGGAGCUGGAGGACACUCAACAAGAUUUGAGGUUAACUAAACAGGAAUUAGAAGCAACACUGAUGCAGAAUAAAGAUCUGAAGAAAAGCAACAAAGACCUGGAACAACAGCUUCAAUGGAAGGACCAGGAGAUAGCCGACAUUCUUUUUAAGGAGGGUGUAUCAGACAGCAGAGUUGGAGAUAUGAAGAGAAUUUUAGACAACCUGCAACAAAAAUUGACAAGUGUCACAAAAGAAUUAGAUUCUCUGAAGAUGGACAAAGAGGGUUUGGAGGCUAGAGUUAAGGAAAUGCAGAAAAGGAAUGGGGAGCUGGAGGCAAAGGAAGUAGACGCAGUCACACAAGUUAGGGAUGCUGUACAGAUGGUGGAAAACGCUGUCUUGGAAAAGGAACAGGCGGAGGUAGAAGUGAAACAAAGAGAGGAAGAGAUAGAGAAACUCCAAGACUCUAUCAACAAACUUAUCAAUGAAGCUGGGAUUCGAACUCGACAAGAGGUUGAUCACAUCAGACAACAGAGUAAUGAGAGGAUUUCAAAACUUACAGAAGAACUUCACAGUCUGGAGAUGGAAAGUGCUGAGAAAUCUGAGAUGUUACAGAGAGCCAUCAGGGAGAAACGUAUGGUUGAAGUUGAACUGGAGAAGUCUUUUAAAGACUCCAUGACACAGGCAGCAAAGGAGAAGGAUGCUUUUGAGGACCUGAACCGACGGGCAGUAAAUGCAGAGAGAAGUCGAGAUGACAACGAUGUCAAGCUGGACACAUUACAGAAUGAACUACGCCGCCAAGAGAUGAACAAUGAACAGCUGAAGAGUCAAUAUGAGACUCAGUUUAUACAGAUGACAGACAGAAUGAAGCAGAUGGAGAAUGAAUUUGAACAUCUUAAUGAUGACCGAGUACGCCUUCAGAAUGAAGCAGAUGAAAUGAAGAAAUCAGUAUCUUCUGCUAAUAAGGAGAAGGAGUUUGCACUACGUAAAUACCAGAAGGAAAUGACAAUUCUGGAGAAUGAGCAACAGCAGAAGAUGCAGGAUUAUGAAGUCCGACUACAGAGUUCAGAGGAUGCCAAUCGUCAUGCUAUGGGGGAGCUUAGAAAACUGUUAACAGGCCAACAGAGAAUGUCAGCCAAAUGGAAAGAAGAAUGUGAAACAAUAACGAAAAAGUUUGAAGUGAAAAUAAAUGACACGAGAACAGAGAUGAGUCAUGUUCGUAGACGUAAUGACGAAUUAACAACUUUACUGCGGGACAGCCAAGCAAAAACUAUGGAGGCAGAGAAGAUGAUAACAGACUAUGCUCGAAAUAUCUAUCGUAUGGAGGAGAGAGUUCGGGAAUCGGAAACACGGGCUUCAGAGGCUACGAAACAGUUGUCCCGACAAUCUGUGAGACAGAGACAGAUACAGAGUGAGCGGAGAAGUCUGAUGAACGAGUUACAGAGAAGUACAGCAGGAUCGCCGAACAGGUCAGCGAGAUUUGGUGACUCUAUGGUGAUAGCAGAACUUUCCACUGGUCAUAGAACUUUAGACAAUUCAGCAUUACACGAGUCAAAAUUCAAAGGUGAACAGGAAGAUGCUUUGUCUGACCGAUGACGAAGGCUAGCUUACACAACCUAAUGUGCCUCUGGUACCGAUGUUCUCAUUGAUGGUACUGUCAUUGCGACACUGUAUAUCAGGAAACAGCCAGCGAGCACUAACUUGUGUAUGACCUCAAUACUGCUGCCGAUACACAGAGUGUCCUGAAUAGAUUCAAACAAGUCAGGGAAAAGACAGUUACCGGAAUUCACAUUAGUCAAGGAUCAUAAGGUGCGAUGUUUGUGUGCCAGAUUCCGUCCACUAAGCUCUCCAUGAAGGAGACAUGUAAUUUCACCAUUCCGAUCCGUUGGGUUGCUUAAUUAUAAUAUAAGUUUACCUCGUGGAAGUUGAAAACUUAAAGGAUAUCAUUGUAAAUUGAUUUUAAUGUAACUUAACGGAAGAUGGCUCUAGAUUACGCAACAGCAACAGACUUUUGUUAUUGUCUGUUUUGUCUUGAGAAUAGAAUGUCAAUAAUAUGUCAGCAACACACGUGUCAACAGGGUGGACACUGAGAUUAAUUACAAUCGAUGUUUGAGGCAGAGGCUGUUAGAGAGCUUUAGUGAAAAAAUAUUUGCAGUUAUCCAUGAAGAAAAAUAAAUUGUAAAAGGUUUAACUAGGGUUCCUCUUGAGAAUGUGGUACCUGUACCGGAUAGGUCUCUCCGUCCGCAUGUCAAUAUAUUUCAUUCAAUAUCUACUCAACUACAUUGUAUGUCAAAACACUUGUCAUUGUAUUGUUGGUUUUGUAAAAGUUGGCUUCUCAGUUCCCAACUGUUUCCAGAAAUUAUCUCCAAAUGCAAGUUACAAAAAUCAGAAGUUUAACAAUGUGAUAAUGUUUCAUAUAUAUACAUGUAAAUGUAUAAAAAAAUCAAUAUAACAAUUUAAGUCAAGGUCAAGCUAAUUUUGUUUAAAAAAGAGCCUAGAAAUCUCAGAUAUACUCUGAUCAUAGUCAUGUAUAAUUGCUAUAUGUAUUACAAUGUAGAUUACAGUGGGACCAUUGAAAACCAGGUGGUGCUGUCUGAACUCAUUUAAAAGAUAUUUCUUUUUCAUUCUGCAAACCUUAUAAAUUAACUUUGAAAUGCUCCCCUGUUAUCAGAUGUAUGUGAUGCACAUAAUUAAAUUGAUAUAAGUUACUCUUCCUAUGCCUUCUGACUAUCGUUACUACAGAAUUGUAUUCAAAGUCAAUGCCCACUAUGUGUUAAAACUCUUUAGCCAAUAUACAGGAUAUACAUACGAAAUGUAUCAAUCUUAUUAUACUUGUACAUUUACUUUGCAAAUCAAAAAUUUGAAAUGCAUUUAACUUAUUUUUGUAUACUGGAUGCAAGAUGUUGUUAUGAUGCCAUUAAAGGCUUGUUCGUCAGAAAUGGUAAAUUGAUGGUCGUAUGACCCUUUUAUGUCAGAAAUGGUAAAUUGAUGGUCGUAUGACCCUUUUAUGUCAGAAAUGGUAAAUUGAUGGUCGUAUGAACAUUUUAACUUCUAUAUUUAUAAAAAAAAACCUAUAUUAAUAAAUUAAGUAUAACAGAAA